UCAUGCUCAUGAACAAAAGAAUUAAAAAAAGAAAACACGUGCUAAUGCUUCUCCUCCUCCUCCUCCACAUCGCCGGGUUUUCCUCUUCCUCCCCCGUGAAAACUGCAUUUAUAUCAAUUCUUCAGAUUCCCCAAACCCUAAAUUCUCUCUCUCUCCCAAUUUUUCUCCGUCGUUUUCCCCCAAAUUUCCUCUCUUUUUUAUGUCUUCAAACUUCAAAUCCAAUCUUCUUCUCUCUCCAGCUCAUUGACUCAACCAAAUCUAGAUCAAAGUUUGAAUUUUUAAAACCUUUCUUUUUUUUGUUGCUUCCUUCCAAAAAAAAAAACGUUUCUUUUUUUUUUCUUCUUCUUCUUCCUUCUGCAUCUGAAAGUUUGUAUUUUUCCUGGGUUUUUACCUUUCUUGGUUUGAAUAGACAAAAGGGUUUUCAAAAUUCUGUAGAUUUCAUUGUUACAAAAAAUGGGAGCGGUGACGUCAUCAAUGGCGGCGAAGUUUGCGUUUUUCCCGCCAAAUCCGCCGUCGUACGGCGUAGAAGUGGUGGAAGGAAAGCUGAGGCUGAUUGGUGUAGAGAACGUGAAGGAGAAUGUUGAAGUAUUGAAGCUGAAGACGAAGAGAGGUAAUCAGGUGGUUGCGGCGUAUAUUAAGAAUCCUACAGCUUCACUUACGCUUCUUUAUUCUCAUGGUAACGCCGCGGAUCUUGGUCAGAUGUUCGAGCUUUUCUCCGAGCUUAGCCUCCAUCUUCGUGUUAACUUAAUUGGGUAUGAUUAUUCGGGUUAUGGGAGAUCUUCAGGGAAGCCUAGUGAGCAGAACACGUAUAGCGAUAUAGAAGCAGUGUAUAGAUGCUUGGAAGAGAAGUAUGGUGUGAAGGAACAAGAUGUUAUCUUAUAUGGACAAUCUGUAGGAAGCGGCCCGACUUUAGAAUUGGCUUCUCGGUUACCUAACCUACGAGCCGUGGUUCUUCAUAGCGCUAUUGCUUCCGGACUUAGAGUCAUGUACCCUGUUAAACGAACUUACUGGUUCGACAUUUACAAGAAUGUCGAGAAGAUAUCGUUUGUCAAAUGUCCGGUUUUAGUAAUACACGGAACAUCAGAUGAUGUUGUUAAUUGGUCUCAUGGGAAGCAAUUAUUUGAGCUAUGUAAAGAAAAAUAUGAACCGCUUUGGAUCAAAGGAGGGAACCAUUGUGAUUUAGAGUUAUAUCCGCAAUACAUAAAGCAUCUAAGAAAAUUUGUAUCGGCGAUUGAAAAGUCGCCGAUACUUAGAAAUGGACCGGUGCCACUAACAGAGAAGGCAAGGAGUAGUACGGAUAUUAGAGAACCUGCAAGACCAAGCACAGAUCAGAGAGAUAAAUCAAGAACAAGCACGGAUCAAAGAGAGAUGCCGAAGCUGAGUACAGAUAUAGCGAGAGCAAGCGUUGAUAAGAGGGAGAGAACGAGAAGAAGCGUUGAUGGGACUGAGAAACCGAGUAAUUCCGCGGAACAGCAACUAGUACAACCAGAGAAAGGAAGGAAUAGCAUUGACAGGUUUGGGGAGAUGAUAAGAUCAGUAGGAUUUUGCAACAUAGAUUGUUUCAAGCCUACAGCAACAGCUAAGUGAGGUAAAAGAGAAGAAACAUAAACACACUCACAGACAAUACACAUGGAUCCAAGACAUCUAACUUUAGUUGUUUGAUUUUGGUUUGUUAUCUCUUUCUCCACUUACUUCCUCUUAUGCUAUGGAAUUUAACAAGUCACACAUCAAUGUUUGAUUCAAAAGCUUGGUUUGGUUAUUUUAAACUAUGAAUGAUACAACAGAUUAGAAUAUGUUUACGCCUAGUACAUCGAUCUUUCUAUUGCUUAAGGUGGCUUUGUGCCUAGGCAUGCUCUUAAAACCAAAUAUGUAUAUAGAUAUGAAGCAAUAGCUAAGAGUCAUGAAAAGGCAAAAUAUGUAUCUGC
Molecule: messenger RNA, 1925 nt
Organism: Arabidopsis thaliana (thale cress)
Lineage: Eukaryota; Viridiplantae; Streptophyta; Magnoliopsida; Brassicales; Brassicaceae
Product: alpha/beta-Hydrolases superfamily protein
Exons: 6
Coding region: 454-1587 (377 amino acids)
Source: RefSeq, marked reviewed